ACUGUUCAUUCAUUUUCAUCCCUGUAAGACUUUGGAAAAAACCAAUUAUUAUUCCAAGGAUUAUUUACUAAAUGAUAAUUUCUUCUUUUACGGUUGCUGAUGAUGACUCACCACUGAAGACAUUUAUCAGGAUAAACACUGCAGAUUUGAUACCAGACCCAAGCAGUACAGUUGACAUCUCUGAUACAGAUGAAAAAGAAGACAAUUUGGAGCUAAAAAGUACUGAUAAAAGCACUGAAGUAGUUUUAUAUAGCAGAGAAGAAAAGGAAGAAGAGAAAGUUGAGACGUCCAUUUCUCCAACUGAAGGCAAAGAAGAACGGAAUACAGUAGAGACAAUGGCCCGUGUUCUUUCCUCAGAAGCCACAGCUAUGUUGAAGGAUGAAAUUUUCGAAAAAAUCUUGUCUGAAAAAGAAAAAUUACCAACUGUCAGCAUGCUGGAUUUUGCUGGACAGUUAGCGUAUUAUGCCUGCCACCAAAUUUACGUAACACCAAAGGCCUUCUUUAUCCUUGUGUUGGACAUGACUAAGAGAUUUGAGGAUGUUGUGGAUAGAGAGAAAGACAAUCAAGAAGGAUCAAUCUUCUCCGUUUGGACUUACAAAGACUACUUGAAGUUUUGGAUAACCUCAAUUAAGACAUUUGGAGGCAGAAAGGCACCACUGUUUCUUGUUGCCACACACACGGAAUCAAAAUCUUCGGAUGAAAUAGAAAAGUAUUUUGGGGAGUUUUGGAAUGUUGUACCAGACGAGGACAGAGAUUGGUUAAGUGAGUCUCUGAAUGAUCGAGAAUAUGCAGUAGGUUUAAAGAAACUUAAUGAUAAUACCAAGAAAAACCUGGAGUCAAUGAAAAAGUCCAUAGUGGAAUUAUUUACAGAUAUUAAGAACAAUACAAAAGUUGAAUUGCCUUCUUCGUGGGCUCUAAUGGAGCAGUUAUUGUAUGAAGGAGGCUGGAAGGUUUUGUCCCUGAGUGAAAUCUGGAAGAUAAACUCAUCUCUCCCUAAUGAAUACCAAAUCAAAGGUGAUGGGGAGAUGUCAGAUUUUUUAAAAUGUUUCCAUGACAAUGGCCUUCUUUUGAACUUUGAAGAAGUGGAAUUGCGGGAACAUGUUAUACUAGACAUUCAGUGGUUUGCUAAUGCUUUCAGCAAGGUGAUUGCUGAUGAAAACCACAUCACUAAAGACUGUAAAAGAAAAUUAAUCAAAGAAUGGAAAUCAUUCAACAAAACAGGAGAACUAAAAGAUAAAGUGAUAGAUGCUUUGUGGAAAGAUGAACCCUCUUACGUCAAACAUAAAAGUGAAAUUAUGCCAUACAUGGAGAAACUUCAAAUGCUGGUACCUUUAAAGUCCUCUUGGGCUGUUUCAGAAGGUGGCAUGUCAUGGUAUGUCCCGUGUAUGAACAAAAAGCAGUUUGAAGCUGACUUCCGUGAAGAUAAAUGGGAAUGCUCAUCCAUUUUGUGCUUCAGAUUCACUUCCUUUGCCAUGUUUGUGUUCUACAGACUGGUAGCAUACUGCAUAAGUUCUCUUCGAUGGAGUGUUGCUAAAGAUGAAGACAAUGAAGGAAGCCUGUGUCUUUAUCAAACAGCAGCAGUGUUUGAUCACAAUUCACACACUGUUGUUGUUGGCAUAUCUAAUGACGAUAUUGAAUUGCAAGUGUUCAGAAUCAAACCAUUAACUGUAGACAAAGAAGUAUCAAAUGAAAUUGGGGACUCCAUUGAAAAAGCCAUAGAAAAAUUGACAGAAACAUUUAUUCACACAAAAAUAUUCCACAGAGGAUACAAAUGUCAAUUUGUUAUUUGUAAUGAGAAAGAUCUAUCUUUUACCCUAGCAAGUGAGCUGUCCACAAUCAAGGCAAAAGAAAUUCAGUGCGAGUGUCAACUUCGAGAGAAACAUGUGAUAAAUGUAGAAACCACUCUGGGAUUCUGGGAAAAGAGAGAGGCGAGUGAUUCAAGUACUCCUGUGGCCUCUGGACAAAACCUAGAAGGCCGAUCUAGAUUUGCAAAACUUGGCAUGGCCACAAACGAUGUGUUAAAUAAAGCAUACAGAGAUAUUCUAGAAUCAGAGAUUCCUGCAUCUGAUAUUGAGAACAAGAUGAAUUUAUUAUCAAACAGAAAGAGGAUGAAUAUGAAGCUUAACUCGGAUCAAGAAGAUCUUUUGAUUAAAGCAAAGAAUUCUGGAUACGAGGAAUUUGAUAUUUCAUUAACAUACAAGUUGAUAAGAAACAUUUGUUCAACGAUUCCUAAACCAACAAAAGGAAGAUGGGGAGAAGAGCCAACAGCAGGUGAGGUGACAGUGGGUGACGAUAUCGAAAGAAUAAGGUUUAUACGAAAUAGAUUGACUGCACAUGUGAGUUCAGCCUCCAUCUCUCAGACAGAAUUUGAUGACACCUGGUCAACGAUGUCAGAUGUCUGCCAAAGACUAGAAACCUUCACUGGAAAGAAGUACUUGGAUAGUCUUAAAGGGAUUCAGAAACUUGCUCUAAAAGAGGAAGGGGAAGAUGCUAUAAAAGCUAUCAUAGAAAAGUUUGUCAAAGAUCAACAUGAACUAAUGAAGACAGUCGUCUCAGAUGUUCAAGAAUUAAAGUCUCAAAUGAUGACGUUAAAACGAAAUUGAAGACUGGCAGUAACCUUUCAGAAAUAAUAAAUUUUACUCAUAUAACGUUUGCAGGACUAGUAUAGUAAAUAAUGUAUUCUGUAACACUUUGUUGAAGAACUCGAAAAUCUGCAAUGCACUCGAAAGUUUCAUUGGUGAAAAGCGUUUGGAUAAGCUUAAUUAUAAUCAUAAACUGGAUUUGAGGAAUUUGAUAUUUCAUUUAGAUACAAGUUGAAAAGAAACAUUUGUUCAAAGAUCCCUUAGCCAACAAAAGGAAAGUGGGGAGAAGAGCCUGCAGUAGGAGAGGUGACAGUGGGUGAUGAUAUCGAGAGAAUUAGGUCAAUACGAAAUAAAUUGACUGUACACGUGAGCUCAACCUCCACCUCUCAGACAGAACCCAAUAACAAAGUGGUCGACAAUGUCAGAUAUCUGCCAAAGAUUGGAAACCUUCACUGGGAAGAAAUACUUGGAUAACUUUAAUAGCAUAUAUAAACUGACCUUAAAAGAUGAUGAUGCUAUUUCAGCUAUUUUAGAAAAAGUUAACUAGGAAAAACCUGAAUUGUUGAAGAAAGUCAUGUUAAAUAUGCAAAACUUAAUGUCAUAUAUGCAAGAAGUUAAGUUUAAUUUGAAAAAUAAAAAGCAAAAUUGA
This is a messenger RNA of Saccostrea cuccullata (small rock oyster), 3231 nucleotides long. RefSeq lists its product as uncharacterized. The transcript has 4 exons. Bases 72 to 2603 code for a protein of 843 amino acids. Lineage: Eukaryota; Metazoa; Mollusca; Bivalvia; Ostreida; Ostreidae. The record is from RefSeq and is a predicted model, not a curated record.